AUGCUGGCGCUGCGCUGCGGCUCCCACCUGCUCCGCCUGCGCCCGGUCCCGCGCUCCUCGCCGCUGCGCCUCCCCGCGGCCCGCACCUGCAGCGGCGGCGGCGCCCGCGACCCCUCCGCCGCCGCCGGGAACCCGCUGGUGUACCUGGACGUGGGCGCCGACGGGCAGCCGCUCGGCCGCGUGGUGCUGGAGCUGAAGGCAGAUGUCGUCCCAAAGACAGCAGAGAACUUCCGGGCCCUGUGCACCGGGGAGAAGGGCUUCGGCUACAAAGGCUCCACGUUUCACAGAGUGAUUCCGUCCUUCAUGUGCCAGGCUGGCGACUUCACCAACCACAACGGCACAGGGGGCAAGUCCAUCUACGGAAGCCGCUUUCCCGAUGAGAACUUCACUCUGAAGCACGUGGGGCCAGGUGUCCUUUCCAUGGCAAACGCAGGCCCCAACACCAACGGCUCCCAGUUCUUCAUCUGCACCAUCAAGACCGACUGGCUGGAUGGCAAACAUGUUGUGUUCGGCCACGUCAAAGAGGGCAUGGAUGUGGUGAAGAAAAUAGAAUCCUAUGGCUCCAAGAGCGGGAAGACGUCCAAGAAGAUUGUCAUCACGGACUGCGGCCAGUUGAGCUAA
Messenger RNA from Pipistrellus nathusii (Nathusius's pipistrelle), 621 nucleotides. NCBI's taxonomy places the organism in Eukaryota, Metazoa, Chordata, Mammalia, Chiroptera, Vespertilionidae. The record is from the annotation of a GenBank genome assembly.